AUGACCUCGCCAUCCUCACCCCCAGCCAAAACCUUCCAAGGCUGGGUCGCCCACGACGCAACCAGCCCUCUGACCUUCACGACCUUCUCUCCAAAACCCUUCACAGACAUCGACGUCGAGAUCGCCGUGUCUCACUGUGGUAUUUGCGGAACAGACAUCCACACCUUACGCUCAGGCUGGGCCCCAACCGACUAUCCCUGCGUGGUCGGCCAUGAAAUCGUCGGGACAGUGGAGCGGGUAGGCAGCGGCGUCGCAACGCUAGCCUCAUCCACGGAGUCGCGCAAAAUCCGCGUCGGCGACCGUGUCGGAAUCGGCGCGCAGAGCAUGUCCUGUCUGCGGCCGGACUGCGAGGCCUGCGCCGACGGCCAGGAAAGCUACUGCGCGCGUAUGACGGGGACAUACAACGGCCGCUACUCCGAUCAGAGCAAGUCAUAUGGCGGAUUCGCGACGCACUGGCGCGGGCCUGCGCAUUUCGUCUUUCGCAUCCCGGACGCCCUGCCAUCUGCUGAAGCAGCGCCGCUCCUCUGCGGCGGGGUGACAGUCUUUGCGCCGCUGCGGAAGUACGGCGCCGGACCGGGGAAGACGGUCGGCGUUGUUGGAAUCGGAGGACUGGGCCAUAUGGGGAUUCUAUUUGCGCGCGCUCUGGGCGCAGACCGUGUCGUAGCUAUAUCACGCUCAUCGAGUAAGCGCGCCGAUGCGCUGCAGGGACUCGGCGCGGACGCUUUCAUCGCCACCGACGAGGACAAGGGCUGGGGGAAGCAGCACUCGCGGUCUUUGGAUAUUAUUAUCUCGACCGUUUCCGGGCCUGGCAUGCCUCUCAGCCAGUACCUGCGUCUGCUGAAACGGGACGGCACCUUCGUCCAGGUCGGCGCGCCCGAGGACGCCCUUCCGCCGCUGAAGGCAUUCUCGCUGAUCCAGAAGGGCGUCAAGAUCACCGGAUCGAACAUCGGGUCCCCGGACGAUAUUCGGGCUAUGCUACAGCUGGCCGCCGAAAAACGGGUUUUUCCUUGGAUCCAGAAGAGGCCCAUGGCCGAUGUCAACGCCGCACUGGCGGAUAUGCAUGACGGCAAGGCUCGGUUUCGCUAUGUGUUACAGAACGGGGACGUCCAGGCGAAACUGUAG
Molecule: messenger RNA, 1122 nt
Organism: Penicillium lagena
Lineage: Eukaryota; Fungi; Ascomycota; Eurotiomycetes; Eurotiales; Aspergillaceae
Product: NAD(P)-dependent alcohol dehydrogenase
Exons: 1
Coding region: 1-1122 (373 amino acids)
Biological process (GO): alcohol metabolic process
Molecular function (GO): zinc ion binding; alcohol dehydrogenase (NADP+) activity
Source: RefSeq, a predicted model, not a curated record